Messenger RNA from Sclerotinia trifoliorum, 6079 nucleotides. The record is from the annotation of a GenBank genome assembly. Lineage: Eukaryota; Fungi; Ascomycota; Leotiomycetes; Helotiales; Sclerotiniaceae.
ACUUCAGCCUGAGGAUUACAUAAUAAGACGAGGAUCACCAUCGACCAAACUGGUGACCAGUGCAGAAGUAGUAUUGUACUCCACCUGGUGCUUUACUCUGUACAAAGUACAUACUACCUAGUCCUUACAACUUCGUAUCCUGUACCCUUUACCCUUCUAUCUUUGCUCUUUCCACAAAUCGUUGCUCAAUUUGCAUUUAAGAUACCCGUUUAAGUGACGCUACUGUCGACGCAACAGUUCUAAUACCACCCAAGCAAAUCUUUCAUCGGCUUUUUACUUCCUGUCUUUUGACGCACACCUCAUCUUGGCGACCAACGAUCUUCGUCCGACCCCAUACCACCACAGCUAUUUUUUCCCUAUUACAUCCACUCGGAGAGGGUAGCAAAUAAUGUUCCAAUAGUAUCGAUACAGUCGGGAUAGAAGUUAUUGCCAGGGCCGAUUAUCUUGCGCCUAGGAUUUGGCAUUCUCCGGACCAGGGUCCUCACAGAUCCUCUACACGUAAGGAUAUACAGUACCAUUUGAAGAGCCUUGCUUUACAUACGAGAGGCCAUGCAAGAACCUGUAUCUGCAAGCUCGCCGCCGUUCAUUCUCAAUCCAGAUAUGUCGGGAGCGGACUCUGAUCCCGAUUUCGAAUUCCUCGAUAGUUCUCAUUUACCCUUUGAGACAACCUAUAGUCCAAACAACCUCUUCGAGGAAUUCUCACACGACUCACCCCCUUACUAUUCAGCAUAUGCAACACCGAGUGUUGCGGGCCACAAAAGUCCUGAACAACCAUCGUUCAUUAAUACGACGAUACUGCAAGCGCCUUUGUCAGCUCCAUCGACGGCCUCGCCAGCUGGCUCGUCCCAAAGCUCUACUUCCGAUUCGACGGAAUAUAACAGAAAGUCUAGUUCGGAUUCGUCACGAUCUGGUUUGAAUUCAGGGGACGCAAUGAUUGGGGAUGACGUAGACAUGGGAGAUUGGAAAGGCGACAAUAUCAUCAAAGGCGAGAGCAUUUCGACUUUUGAUGACUACGCUGGAAAUGGAACCAUCAACCCAUCAGCAAUGGUUAACAAUUUUGGGUUCAAUGAUAAGAGCAUGGAAAAUGAUUUCGACUUCGAGAGCGCGUCGAGUAGCCCAAGUCCUUUUGCGAUAACAAUGGAUAUGGAAUCACCAGAAAUGCCGAUUAUCAAGCAUGAUAUCCCGCGCAAGAUAUCACCAAUUGUUAGGAAAAAGUUCAGGAAUCAUAACAAAUCAAGUUCUGUAGGUCAAUUUUUAUUCACUGUUACGUUUCCAAUACACAAAUGUACUAACGUGCUCAUCAAUGGCAGCAAUAUUCGGCAGUACACUCUACAAAUGGAUAUCAUAUGGGUUCAAGGGAAACUUCCCCCUUGUCCGCAGCAUCGACAAGUCAAGCGUCGUCCCCUGCACAUAAUUUGUUCACGAACUCUCCGUCCCCCAAUGCUGGGCUUGAAUUUAUGUCUGGAGCAAUGCCCAGUGGGGCUCAUGGCCUUCCUCCUUGGACAAAUAGCAUGGAAUUACCUCAUAACAUGAUGAGAACUCAAGUUCAGUUUAAUACCAUGACAUUCCAAAACACACCUCAAUACAAGGGCCGCCAGAAUCCGGUUGCGUCAUAUACGAAGCCGAUUUUAACAUUGCACCCCACACCAUUGAAGUCGCGCGUUGAGACUCAGAUCCCCAUCAAAAUGACACUUUUCCCUGUUCCCCAAGGUGUUACCAAGCUCCAUCUUCCAACACAAACUAUUUCGAAACCCAAACUUCUCGUCAAACCCCCCCCGGAACGCUCACCGGACACUUUGGAGCUUUAUACCAUGUUGGUCUGUUCUAGUGCAAUGGAAAAUCCGGAAAUUCUUCGAAAAGCUUUGGAAAGAGCGGCGGCGCCCGAGGAUUCCCCAAGUCAGUCGUCGGACGGCGGAUCUGAUGAAGAUGAUGAAAGAAAGCCGUUGAACGGGGGCGAAGUCCUGAUAUGCAGCGGCUGCAUUACACGUGAGAGGAAAAGAGCCGCUCGAAAGAAGAUAAAGAAGGUCGAGGAAGAGGAAUCAUGGCAUAAAGACGAGGCCAAGCGAGUCAUCGUAUUCAACACUCAUGAAAUCAAGGAUUGGCAAUCGCCCACAAGUCAACCACCCUCGGAAGCCACUGGUGACCGACCUGAACCUAUCGUACCUGAUGGUGCCAUGCAAGUUGAUGCUCCGAUGCGCAUCGCAUGUUAUUGUCGACAUCAAAAUGAAAAAAUCGGGUUUCGAGUAAUAUUUACUAUCAAGGACUAUCAAGACCGCCUAGUUGCACAAGCUAUCACCUCUUCAAUCAUGAUUACAGAUGAUCACAAGACGCAUAACUUAUUACCUAUUUCUGGGCAGGUAUCUGGUGCGACCGAUGGACAAAUAUAUCCAGGUCCGACUCCGUAUUCAAAUGAAAGAAACUUUGAUAUUGCGUCCGGUCCUGUCCCUGGUAUGCCUCCUUUCCGUGUUUCACCAUCCGCGCCGGACCUUCAGAGCCUACCACAGAAUUUCAUGCAAUACCAACAGCCAGUGACUUACCCAGCACCUAAUCCACCUCGAGCAAUUUCUUCUGCGAUCUCACCUCGGCAGAUGUCGCCACAAGCAUCGCCUUUGACCCCAUCUGGCGCUCCAUUGUCUAAGAAACGCAAAGCCAGUUCUUCUGGAAAGGUUCCCACUGGUUUAGCCAUGACAAAAUUAGAGACUGGGCAGCUGGGGAUGAGCGUUGGACCACAUGUUUCGGCCAACGCCACCACUUCUGCUUUACCAUCACCAUUUACACCAAAUCUUCCAAACUUCCCACCAAACGAGCACCCAUUCUGUCAGCCUGUCCCAGUGCAACAAUUUCCGUCGCAUUUCAACACAGGUCCUCCUACUCCGAAUAGCAAUGAUCAAUUAUUUAUCCCGCAUGGCCAUCGACCUCAAUCAACGGACAAUUUGGCUAUGCAUCAACUCUAUUCGGCGCCUCCUUCAGCGCAUCCUAGCCGCGCCCCGAGUCCGAAUGGUAUGCGCAAUAAUGUCCAAAUUUAUCAGCAACAGCAGCAGCAAGCUCAUAUGGCACAAGCUGCGGCCAAUGGAAUAUAUGGCAUGCCCAUGAGUCUGAACCCACAGCAGCCACCUGUGAUUCACAAACUGAUACCAAACGAGGGACCGAAGGCUGGAGGAAUAGAAGUUACCUGCUUAGGUAGUGGAUUUUUUCAAGGGUUGGAAGUCAUGUUUGGUGAUGCUAAAGCAACAACGACGACGUUCUGGGGCGACACAUCUUUAGUAUGUCUUUUGCCCCCGUCUACCAUUGCCGGUACCGUGCCUGUCACGUUCACACACCAGCAUCAACAAAGGCAGCAAUAUCCAACACCACCAAUGCCGAAACAAACGGCAUUCUUCAAAUAUGUUGAUGACGAUGAACAACAGAUUAUCAGAACAGCUCUAGCCGUAUUAGGUCACAAGAUGACCGGCAAAAUGGAAGACGUGCGUGAUCUUGCUAGAAGAAUUGUGGAUGGUCCUUGGGGAGCACCAUCAGGCCAAUCUCCGCCUAGCGGGGGUGGAUCCUCACAACAUGGCGGCGGAUUCAAUGCCGCAAUUUUUGGCGUUGAUGUUGAAGCAACUCUAUUGAGAUGUCUAGAUCUUAUUGAUCUCGAUGACAGUCCGACCAAGCCGCGAUUUAACCUGCGUAGAACCUCUGGACAAACGAUGCUCCAUCUCGCUUGUUCAUUGGGACUUCACCGCUUUGUCGCUGCUUUAUUGGCACGAAACGUGAAUUGCGAACCACGAGACAAAGGUGGAUUCACGCCUAUGCAUUUUGCUGCUCUUCAUAACCACCCACAGAUCGUUCGACGGCUCAUCCUCAGUGGUGCCGAUCCAUUGAUUAGAAGUCUCCAAGGUUAUGCUCCUGCAGAUAUGACAGCUUCCGAGGAAGUCCAUCGUGCUGUUCGCAGAGUGGAACAUCAUUCAAGGAGACGAAGUGGUUCUUCGUUGAAAAGUAGAACCAGCAGUGCCACAUCAUUACGAUCAUUAUGGCAACCACCAAACGCAGAGAUACCCAGUGAAAGUGGCAUCAGCGAUAGCGACGACGAGGAUAGCAACGAAUACGAGGACGAAGACGCCGAUAUUGAAACCGAAGCUGCUACCGACGGUACAUUCCUGAUGCGAAGUAGGCAAUCUAGGGGAUCAAUUGCGGGGAAAAUAUCGAAUGAGGCUAUUGAAGCAACUAAAACCCCUGUUUUGGAACUUCCUGAGGUCGAAGCAGACGAAGGCUUGGCGUCUCCAACAUUAGCCAUGACCGCAAUCCGAGAUCAGAUGUUCGCGCAAUUCACACAAUUCACAGCUCAGAUGCAGCAUCUACAACAAAGCUUCCACAAUGGUAUGCAUCUCGGUCUCCCAACCUUGCCUCAGAUGCCUCAGAUGCCUCAGAUGCCUCAGAUGCCGCAAAUGCCGCAAAUGCCUACUCUGGCAAAUCUUCCAGGUUAUCAAGCUUAUCUACCAAGCCCAAUGACCCGCCGCAUCGCCAGCCGUCCAGACAGCCUUAACCGUCCAGAGGGCGCCAAGGAACCAGGCAACAAAUGGUGGGAUCUUUUCUCCGGUAACGUAGCUGCGGCACCACCCGCGUACGAAGACAUCUUCCCACAAAAUGAUAUGGAUGUGAAACGAGCUUCCGCAGAACAGGCAGUUGCGGAUACCAUCGCGGACAACAAAUGUGCUCAAGUCUUCGAUCAAUUUGAAACACAAGUUGAAGCAGCCAAAUCUAUGGUCCACGCUGAAAGUUCAACAGCUGCUAUGAUGAGGAGACCAAUGCCUAUGGGCACCCUUAGAAUCGGUGGAAAGGAAGUAGUUACGGUGGAGCAACAGAACCAGAUACAAUUGCUACGCCAGGCGAAAUUGAAGAGGGUUAGGAGCGAUAGGAAACUAUUCCUUAUUUGGGUAUGUUCUUGUUCAUGCUAUCUUUUCUUGUGCUUGUCACAAUUUUCUCCUUCCACCACCCUCAUUUAAACAUUCAUCUCAAAAUCGUUCCAGACUAACAAUUCUCCACACAGAUCCCUCUACUCCUCGUAAUGAUGCUCGCGACAUUCCACACUCGCAUACCUGCUGUUUGGUCCCGUGCAUCUUAUGUUUUCACCUCUCUCACAGAUCGAAACCAAGGUCAGGGACGUGUGAUGGAAGUAUCAUAACUGCUUGUAAAAUCACAGCAUCUUCCCUGAUACUGCAUGGUAGUCUUUUAUUUUUUCAUAUUUUUUUUAGGGGGCUCACGUUUUUUAUAUUUUUUAUUCAUCUUACGUCACGUUCGGUUACCCCCUCGAUCGCCUUUACACCAGAAAGGUUGGAUCUCUAGUACUUUGUUUAUUAUGCGUUUUAGCGUUAAUGAUGAUUUUGAUUUUGAUUUUGCUCUUGAUGGUGGUGAUGGUUGCUUGCUUGGGGUUGGCUGGUUCCUGGGCUUUACCUGUAUGGGAUAGUUAUAGGAAGGAUGGGAGGGUGGAAGGAUGGAUGAUUGGAUGCAAUGAAAGGAAUGGGAAACUAUGAUAGAUGGAUGGGAAUGAAUGAAUUGAUGGAUGGAUGGAUGAAUGGAUGGAUGGAUGGAUGGGAAGAUAGACAAGGCAAGCGAUGCAGCUCAGUUCAGUUCAGUUAGUCAUGUCAUUUCAUGCGUUCAUUAGCGGGGUCACCAUCAUACAGUGGAAGUGGAAAGUGGUAAAGUGGAAAUGGAACCUUUUUUCUUUUUAAUUAUCUUAUCAACAUUCGGUAUUUGUUCUUCUGGAAUAGUCUAGGUAUUUUAAUGUACAGAUGGAUGGAUGGAUGCAGAGAGGGGAGAUUCGAUAUUCAAGAUUGAUAUAUUGAAUCGUAUUAGGUAGCUAGUUAAGUAGGUAGGUAGGUAGCUAGAAGAGAGAGAUAGAUAGUGGGUGCAAACGAUAAAUUUGCAACACACCGUCCAUAUCAUACAUAUCAACAACCAUCUGAAAUACAAUGUGAAAUGACCUCCAAUUCGAGUUGAACGGGGACGAGAGAAAGGAAAUUCAUUCCUUUUUUGAAGAAUAGUAAAAUCGCCAGGUAUUCCAUUUCCAUCCAUUCCAUUCCAUUCCAUUCCAUUCUACCCC